CUCGGCUCUCGGCCCCUCGCCCUCCCACAGCGGGUCUUCCCGCGGCCGCUCUGGCCCAAGCGUCCCCUCGUCUCUCUGAUUUGGCCCAUCCGGCUUGGGAGGGAGGCGCGGGUGGGUGAGCAAGGGGAGUGCGUCAAUGGGGUCCAGGCCCGAGCCCCUGAAGACGGACUCCGCCCCCGGCACCCGCUCGCGCCCCGCCCCCGGCUGGAGGAGUCUCUCCUGGACCAUCGGAUCCUGGUCUGUCCCGGCCCGCAGCCUCUAUGGAGGCUUCUGCCGGGCCGUAGAGCCUUUCGCCCCCUGGGGACUCACCCGUAUAUAAGGUCCGUUUGGCCUGCAGCAGCCCGAGUCUGUAAUGCUGGACACUGUUUAUGGGGUUGGCCCCCUAUGGGGGCCGCUGUCUAUAGGGGACCCCCAAGGUCCUUAGGGGUCGUCCCCGUCCAUAGUGACUCCAUAUACAGAGGGCCUCCAUCGCUCUAUAGGGCCCAGCCCUCGGCUUCCAGAGCCUGUCAGCAGUGGCCGUUCCCUUCGCCGGGACUGCGUCUCCAGGACCUCCUCGGUCUACAAGGCCAUGUUAUGCCUAUAGAGGUCGCAUUUGCAGGGCCUCACGCCAGGUAGAGGGUCCUCUCCAGGUUUUUACGGCCCGUUCCCGCUCUAAGGGUCAGUACAAGAGGCGGCGAUGGCCCUGGGCAAGGCUCUGGCCACGGCACUGGCUUUGGCCUUGGCCGUGUUGGGGUCGCUGUCCCCUGGGGCCCAGGCGGGGGACUGCAAGGGGCAGCGGCAGGUGUUGCGGGAGGCGCCAGGCUUCGUGACGGAUGGUGCUGGCAACUACAGCGUCAAUGGCAACUGCGAGUGGCUCAUCGAGGCCCCAAGCCCCCAGCACCGGAUCCUGCUGGACUUCCUUUUCCUGGACACAGAGUGCACGUAUGACUACCUGUUUGUGUAUGACGGUGACUCCCCGCGAGGGCCGCUGCUUGCCAGUCUGAGUGGGAGCACCCGGCCUCCGCCCAUCGAAGCUUCCUCAGGCAAGAUGCUGCUGCACCUCUUCAGUGAUGCCAACUACAACCUACUGGGCUUUAACGCCUCAUUCCGCUUCUCCCUGUGCCCGGGUGGCUGCCGGAGCCACGGGCAGUGCCAGCCGCCGGGUGUGUGUGCCUGUGAGCCGGGCUGGGGGGGUCCUGACUGUGGCGUGCAGGAGUGCUCAGCCUACUGUGGCAGCCAUGGCACCUGCGCCUCGCCCCUGGGACCAUGCCGCUGUGAGCCUGGCUUCUUGGGACAUGCCUGUGACCUGCACCUGUGGGAGAACCAGGGGGCUGGCUGGUGGCACAACGUGAGUGCUGGGGACCCUGCCUUCUCUGCCCGUAUUGGAGCAGCUGGCGCCUUCCUGUCCCCACCGGGGCUGCUGGCAGUUUUUGGAGGCCAGGACCUCAACAAUGCCCUGGGUGACCUCGUCCUAUACAACUUCUCCGCCAACACCUGGGAAUCCUGGGACCUGAGUCCUGCCCCGGCUGCCCGUCACUCCCAUGUGGCCGUGGCCUGGGCCGGCUCCCUGGUGCUGAUGGGUGGUGAGCUGGCAGACGGCUCGCUCAUCAACGACGUGUGGGCCUUCAGUCCACUGGGCAGGGGCCACUGGGAGCUCCUGGCACCACCUGCCUCCAGCUCCUCGGGGCCCCCAGGCCUGGCAGGUCAUGCGGCUGCCCUGGUGGAUGAUGUCUGGCUAUAUGUGUCUGGAGGCCGCACCCAGCACGACCUCUUCUCCUCUGGCCUCUUCCGUUUCCGCCUUGACAGCACCAGCGGGGGCUAUUGGGAGCAGGUGAUUCCAGCAGGUGGACGGCCCCCUGCUGCCACCGGCCACUCCAUGGUGUUCCAUGCCCCGUCCCGUGCCCUGCUGGUCCAUGGUGGACACCGGCCCUCCACUGCCCGGUUCUCUGUGCGAGUGAACUCCACUGAGCUUUUCCAUGUGGAUCGGCGUGUGUGGACGACGCUGAAGGGGCGGGAUGGGCUUCAGGGCCCAAGGGAGAGAGCCUUCCACACAGCCAGUGUUCUGGGCAACUACAUGGUGGUCUAUGGGGGCAAUGUGCACACUCAUUACCAGGAGGAAAAGUGCUACGAAGAUGGCAUCUUCUUCUACCACCUUGGUUGCCAUCAAUGGGUGUCAGGAGCUGAGCUUGCCCCGCCAGGAACCCCUGAGGGCCGAGCAGCGCCUCCCAGUGGUCGGUACUCACAUGUGGCUGCGGUGCUUGGUGGCAGCGUCCUGUUGGUGGCUGGGGGGUACAGCGGCCGGCCCCGUGGGGACUUGAUGGCGUACAAGGUGCCCCCCUUUGUGUUCCAGGCACCUGCCCCUGACUACCACUUGGACUACUGCUCCAUGUACACAGAUCACAGCGUGUGCUCCCGGGACCCGGAAUGCAGUUGGUGCCAAGGAGCCUGCCAAGCUGCACCCCCUCCUGGGACCCCCUUGGGGGCUUGUCCAGCCGCCAGCUGCCUGGGCCUGGGCCGCCUCCUGGGUGACUGCCAGGCCUGCCUGGCCUUCAGUAGCCCCACAGCCCCUCCGCGGGGACCCGGCACCCUGGGCUGGUGUGUGCACAAUGAGAGCUGCCUCCCUCGGCCUGAGCAGGCCCGCUGCCGAGGGGAGCAGAUCUCAGGCACGGUGGGCUGGUGGGGGCCUGCGCCUGUCUUCGUCACGUCCCUGGAGGCCUGUGUCACCCAGAGCUUCCUGCCUGGCCUACACCUGCUCACCUUCCAGCAGCCACCCAACACCUCCCAGCCUGACAAGGUGUCGAUUGUCCGCAGCACGACCAUCACCCUGACACCCAGCGCAGAAACAGAUGUGUCCCUGGUCUACCGUGGCUUCAUCUACCCAAUGCUGCCUGGAGGGCCGGGUGGGCCAGGGUCUGAGGACGUGGCUGUGUGGGCCCGGGCCCAGCGCCUACACGUUCUGGCCCGGAUGGCCCGUGGCCCUGACACAGAGAACAUGGAGGAGGUAGGGCGCUGGGUGGCUCAUCAGGAGAAGGAGACGCGGCAGCUGCAGCGCCCUGGGUCUGCUCGCCUCUUCCCCCUGCCCGGGCGGGACCACAAGUAUGCAGUAGAGAUCCGGGGCCAGCUGAAUGGCUCGGCAGGCCCUGGGCACAGCGAGCUCACUCUGCUGUGGGAUCGGACUGGUGUGCCAGGAGGCAGUGAGAUCUCCUUCUUCUUCCUGGAGCCCUACCGCUCGUCGGCCUGCACCUCCUAUUCUUCCUGCCUGGGCUGCUUGGCAGACCAGGGCUGUGGCUGGUGCCUGACCAGUGCCAGCUGCCACCUGCGCCAGGGUGGAGCCCAUUGCGGGGAUGACAGGGCUGGUGGGUCCCUGCUGGUGCUGGUGCCUACCCUCUGCCCACUCUGCGAGGAGCAUCGGGAUUGCCAUGCCUGCACCCAGGACCCCUUCUGUGAGUGGCAUCAGAGCACCAGCCGCAAAGGAGACGCGGCAUGCAGCCGGCGGGGCCGGGGUCGGGGUGCCAUAAAGAGUCCAGAAGAGUGUCCCCCACUCUGCAACCAGCGACUGACCUGUGAGGACUGCCUGGCCAACUCGAGCCAGUGCGCCUGGUGCCAGUCCACCCACACCUGCUUCCUGUUUGCCGCCUACCUGGCCCGGUACCCACACGGGGGCUGUCGAGGCUGGGAUGACAGUGUGCACUCGGAGCCACGGUGCCGGAGCUGCGAUGGGUUCCUGACCUGCCACGAGUGUCUGCAGAGCCACGAGUGUGGCUGGUGUGGCAAUGAGGACAACCCCACACUGGGACGGUGCCUACAGGGGGACUUCUCAGGGCCCCUCGGUGGGGGUAACUGCUCCCUGUGGGUGGGGGAGGGCCUGGGGCUUCCCGUGGCCCUCCCUGCCCGCUGGGCAUAUGCCCGCUGUCCUGACGUGGAUGAGUGUCGCCUGGGCCUGGCCCGGUGCCAUCCGCGGGCGACCUGCCUGAACACGCCCCUCAGCUACGAGUGUCACUGCCAGCGGGGCUACCAGGGUGAUGGCAUCUCACACUGCAACCGCACGUGCUUGGAGGACUGUGGCCAUGGUGUGUGCAGCGGCCCCCCGGACUUCACCUGCGUGUGCGACCUGGGCUGGACAUCAGACCUGCCCCUGCCCACACCCGCCCCGGGUCCCCCAGCACCCCGCUGCUCCCGGGAUUGUGGCUGCAGCUUCCACAGCCACUGCCGCAAGCGGGGCCCUGGCUUCUGCGACGAGUGCCAGGACUGGACAUGGGGAGAGCACUGCGAACGAUGCCGGCCCGGCAGCUUCGGCAACGCCACGGGCUCUAGGGGCUGCCGGCCCUGCCAGUGCAAUGGGCACGGGGACCCCCGCCGUGGCCACUGUGACAACCUCAGUGGGCUCUGCUUCUGCCAGGACCACACCGAGGGUGCCCACUGCCAGCUCUGCUCCCCAGGCUAUUAUGGGGAUCCCCGGGCCGGUGGUUCCUGCUUCCGGGAGUGUGGAGGUCGAGCCCUCCUCACCAAUGUGUCCUCAGUGGCACUGGGCUCACGCCGGGUCGGGGGGCUGCUGCCUCCAGGUGGCGGGGCUGCAAGAGCCGGGCCUGGCCUGUCCUAUUGUGUGUGGGUUGUCUCAGCCACUGAGGAGCUACAGCCCUGUGCUCCCGGGACCCUCUGUCCCCCACUCACCCUCACCUUCUUCCCUGACAGCAGCACCCCCUGCACGCUGAGCUACGUCCUGGCCUUUGAUGGAUUCCCACGCUUCCUGGACACUGGUGUUGUCCAGUCGGACCGAAGCCUCAUAGCUGCCUUCUGCGGCCAGCGACGGGACAGACCCCUCACUGUUCAGGCCCUGUCUGGGCUGCUGGUGCUGCACUGGGAGGCCAAUGGCUCCUCAUCCUGGGGCUUCAAUGCUUCGGUGGGCUCCGCCCGCUGUGGGUCAGGGGGUCCUGGGAGCUGCCCAGUCCCCCAGGAAUGCGUGCCCCAGGACGGUGCUGCAGGUGCGGGGCUCUGCCGAUGUCCUCAAGGCUGGGCUGGCCCACACUGCCGGAUGGCUCUGUGUCCUGAGAACUGCAAUGCCCACACUGGGGCAGGAACUUGUAACCAGAGCCUGGGUGUGUGCAUCUGUGCCGAAGGCUUCGGGGGUCCUGACUGCGCCACCAAGUUGGAUGGUGGGCAGCUGGUCUGGGAGACCCUCAUGGACAGCCGCCUCUCAGCCGACACUGCCAGCCGCUUCCUGCACCGCCUGGGCCACACCAUGGUGGAGGGACCUGAUGCCACCUUGUGGAUGUUUGGGGGCCUGGGCCUGCCCCAGGGGCUGCUGGGAAACCUGUACAGGUACUCAGUGAGUGAGCGGCGGUGGACACAGAUGCUGGCGGGAGCUGAGGACGGGGGCCCAGGCCCAUCGCCCCGCUCCUUCCAUGCAGCUGCAUAUGUGCCUGCUGGCCGUGGUGCCAUGUAUCUGCUGGGGGGACUCACCGCUGGGGGUGUCACCCGUGAUUUCUGGGUCCUCAACCUCACCACCCUGCAAUGGCGGCAGGAGAAGGCCCCCCAGACCGUGGAGCUGCCAGCUGUUGCUGGUCACACCCUUACUGCCCGCCGAGGCCUAUCUCUGCUCCUGGUGGGCGGUUAUUCCCCGGAAAAUGGCUUCAACCAGCAGCUGCUUGAGUACCAGCUGGCGACCGGCACCUGGGUGUCAGGAGCCCAGAGCGGGACACCCCCCACAGGUCUCUACGGUCACUCCGCCGUCUACCAUGAGGCCACCGACUCCCUCUAUGUGUUUGGGGGGUUCCGAUUCCAUGUGGAGCUGGCAGCCCCAUCCCCCGAGCUCUACUCCCUGCACUGUCCUGACCGCACCUGGAGCCUGCUGGCCCCUUCUCAGGGGGCAAAGGGAGAUUGUGUGAGGAAUGUGGGUGGCUCAUCAAGGGGUCUGGGCUAAGUUCCUAGGGAGCAGCCUGGGUCAUGGGGGUUCCGGGAACUCAGGAAGGAGAUGGUUCUGUGGGCUGCUCUUGCCGGCACAGGAGGUUUCCUGGAGGAAAUCUCACCUCACCUGAAGGAGCCCCGUCCCCGGCUUUUCCAUGCCUCAGCCCUGUUAGGGGACACCAUGGUGGUUCUUGGGGGGCGCUCGGACCCUGACGAGUUCAGCAGCGACAUUCUGCUCUACCAAGUCAACUGCAAUGCCUGGCUUCUGCCCGACCUCACCCGCCCGGCCUCUGUGGGACCCCCAGUGGAGGAGUCUGUGGCCCAUGCUGUGGCAGCAGUCGGGGGCCGCCUGUACAUCUCCGGGGGUUUCGGGGGAGUGGCCCUGGGCCGCCUGCUGGCACUGACCCUGCCCCCUGACCCCUGCCGCCUGCUGUCCUCACCCGAAGCUUGUAACCAGUCUGGGGCCUGCACCUGGUGCCAUGGGGCCUGCUUGUCCGGGGAUCAGGCCCACAGACUGGGCUGUGGGGGCUCCCCCUGCUCCCCAAUGCCUCGCUCCCCGGAGGAAUGUCGACGUCUCCGGACCUGCAGUGAGUGCCUGGCCCGCCAUCCUCGGACCCUGCAACCUGGAAAUGGAGAGGCAUCCGCUCCCCGCUGUAAGUGGUGUACCAACUGCCCCGAGGGUGCUUGCAUUGGACGCAAUGGGUCCUGCACCUCUGAGAAUGACUGUCGGAUCAACCAGCGAGAGGUCUUCUGGGCAGGGAACUGCUCCGAGGCUGCGUGCGGGGCUGCCGACUGCGAGCAGUGCACGAGGGAGGGCAAAUGCAUGUGGACACGGCAGUUCAAGAGGACGGGGGAGACCCGCCGCAUCCUGUCCGUGCAGCCCACCUAUGACUGGACCUGUUUCAGCCACUCUCUGCUGAAUGUGUCCCCCAUGCCGGUGGAAUCAUCACCCCCACUGCCCUGCCCCACCCCUUGUCACCUCCUACCCAACUGCACCUCCUGCCUGGACUCUAAGGGAGCGGAUGGGGGCUGGCAGCACUGUGUCUGGAGCAGCAGCCUGCAGCAGGUACUGUACCCAGCCAGGACCGUGCCAGGCAAGGGCCCGGGCAAGUCUCCCUCCUCUCUGCCCUGGCAGGGACCUUUCUUCCACCAUCUCCUCCACCCUCCUCCUUCCAUCUCCCUGGCUUUAGCCACAGUCCUGCUUCCUUCUGGUGCCACCAUCUCUUUCCUCCCUCGUUGCCUUGUGAGGGUCCCUGCUGUGUCCUCCAGCCAUGCUUCUGUGUGUUUCCACUUUCCCAGCCCCCAGCCUCUGCCUCUCCAACUCUUGUCCAUGGUAUCAUGGUCUCCUCAUCCUUUCCAUGACUUUAAACAUUUUCCGCAGUGUGCUAAGUGCCGAGAAUCAUUCCAUGGGAACCCGCUGGGCGGCCAGCAGUGCUACCGCCUCAUCUCAGUGGAGCAGGAGUGCUGCCUGGACCCCACGUCGCAGACCAACUGCUUCCAUGAGCCCAAGCGCCGGGCACUAGGCCCUGGCCGCACUGUCCUCUUUGGUGUGCAGCCCAAAUUCACCAACGUGGACAUCCGCCUGACGCUGGACGUGACCUUUGGGGCUGUGGACCUCUAUGUCUCCACCUCCUAUGACACCUUUGUGGUCCGUGUGGCCCCUGACACUGGCAUCCAUACAGUACACAUCCAGGCAUCCCAACCCCCACCACCUCCGCCACCCCUUGCAGAUGGUGGGCCCCGGGGGGCCGGGGAUCCAGGAGGAGCAGGAGCCAGCAGUGAACCGGGCGCCCCAGCAGAGCCACGGGUACGGGAGGUGUGGCCGCAGGGCCUGAUUACCUACGUGACAGUGACGGAGCCGUCGGCAGUGCUGGUGGUCCACAGUGUGCGGGACCGGCUGGUCAUCACCUACCCGCACGAGCACCAUGCCCUCAAGUCGAGCCGCUUCUACCUGCUGCUGCUGGGUGUGGGAGACCCAAGUGGACCCGGUGCCAAUGGCUCAGCCGACUCGCAGGGUCUGCUCUUCUUCCGGCAGGACCAGGCCCACAUCGACCUGUUUGUCUUCUUCUCCGUCUUCUUCUCCUGCUUCUUCCUCUUCCUCUCACUCUGUGUGCUCCUCUGGAAGGCCAAACAGGCUCUGGAUCAGCGGCAGGAGCAACGCCGGCACUUGCAGGAGAUGACCAAGAUGGCCAGCCGCCCCUUCGCCAAGGUCACUGUCUGCUUCCCACCUGACCCUACUGCCCUGGCCCCCGUCUGGAAGCCAGCUGGGCUCCCACCACCCGCCUUCCGCCGCUCUGAGCCCUUCCUGGCACCCCUGCUGCUGACAGGGGCCGGUGGUCCCUGGGGACCCAUGGGAGGGGGCUGCUGCCCGCCAGCCAUCCCUGCCACCACUGCUGGGCUGCGAGCUGGGCCCAUCACCCUCGAGCCCACAGAAGAUGGCAUGGCCGGCGUGGCCACCCUGCUGCUCCAGCUGCCUGGCGGGCCCCAUGCACCCAACGGCGCCUGCCUGGGGUCAGCCCUCGUCACACUGCGGCACAGGCUGCAUGAGUACUGUGGGGGUGGCGGGGUUGCUGGGGGCAGUGGGCAUGGGGCUGGUGUGGGCCGGAAGGGACUGUUGAGCCAGGACAACCUCACCAGCAUGUCCCUCUGACAUGCCAAGGGUCCUCAUCCACAGCAGCUGGGUCACCCAAUGGGGCCGCCCUGGACUUGGGGUCCCUUCACCUGGGGGCCCCUGGACACUGUCUCCUUGGAGACCACUGGCUCCCUUCCCUCAGGGGUGCCCCGACGGGGCCUCCUUUGUUCUGCAUUCAGCAGCUAUUUAUUGAGUACCUACUCUGUCAGGCACUGUCAUAGGCAUGGGGCAAAGCAGGAACGGAGAGACGAGGUUCCCUGAUCUCAUGGUACUUAGGUUCUAGUGAAGGGAGACAAUCAGUUCACACGCACACACCCCACAUGCACACACACAUGAACACUUGCACAUGUGCACACACGAGUAACAUGGUUUCAGAGAGGGAGAAGUGCCGUGAGGCCUCCAGAGGACGUGGCAGUGAGGGACGACGGGGUGAAGUCUGCUGGACAUUCAGAGAAGCUAGACUGAGAAUGCCUGAGAAGAACCAGCCACGGGAAGAGCUUCGGGAAGUGAAGGCAGAGGCCCUGGGGUGGGAGCAGGGUUGUUUUAUUGGAAGGACUGAAAACUGGCAAGUGUGACCCAGAUCAAGUGUGAGGAGAUGAGACUGGGGACAGGCAGGGGCUGGAUCACCCAGGGCCUUGUGGACCCCACACAGGGUUUUGGGUUUUAUUCUCAGGGCAACGGGAAGCUGUUGGAUGGUUUGAUGAAGGGGAGUGACAGGAUCCGAUGUACCUAUUUCAGAAUUUAAGAGGGCUGGGUGCGGUGGCUCAUGCCUAUAAUCCCAGCACUUUGGGAGGCCAAGGCGGGCUGAUCACAAGGUCAGGAGUUCGAGACCAGCCUGGCCAAUAUGGUGAAACCCCGUGUCUACUAAAAAUGCAAAAAUUAGCCGGGCGUGGUGGCGCACACCUGUAGUCCCAGCUACUUGGGAGGCUGAGGCAGGAGAAUUGCUUGAACCUGGGAGGCAGAGGUUGCAGUGCACUCAGAUUGCGCCACUGUACUCCAACCUCGGCGACAGCGAGACUCCAUCUCAAAAAA
This is a messenger RNA of Cercocebus atys (sooty mangabey), 9547 nucleotides long. It is a transcript of the gene MEGF8, whose product is annotated as multiple EGF-like-domains 8. Gene Ontology annotation, molecular function: calcium ion binding; protein binding. The record is from RefSeq and is a predicted model, not a curated record. Lineage: Eukaryota; Metazoa; Chordata; Mammalia; Primates; Cercopithecidae.